ACAGUCCCCGAGACACGGCGUGGACAGGUUUUGCAACUUGUUUGGUUUUUAAAGAUCAAUGUUGUUUAAAAAUUAAUUGAAAACAUUGAUUAUUAAUUCAUCACUCUAUUUAAGUAAUUUAUUGUAUCUUUGACUUUGUGAUUUAUCAAUUAUGGAUUCUGGUCGACGAGAUGUACCGAUUCCACCACAUCGGAUAACCCCUCUUAAAGAGAACUGGAUUAAAAUUUACAAGCCUUUGGUUGAAACACUUCUAGUUCAAGUUAGAUUUAAUAUGAAAUCUAGAUUAGUGCAAAUACGGACGUGUCCAGAGACUAAAGAUAAAGAUGCUAUCCAAAAGGCUGCUGAUUUUGUCCAAGCCUUUGCCCUUGGGUUCGAUGUGGAAGACGCAAUUGCCUUGCUACGAUUGGACCAACUAUUUUUAGAUUCAUUUCAAAUUGAAGAUGUCAAAAAUUUGAAAGGUGACCACUUGUCUAGAGCUAUUGGGCGAAUCGCUGGUAAAAAUGGUCGAACCAAAUUUACCAUUGAAAAUGUGACUAAGACUCGGAUUGUUAUUGCUGACCAUAAAAUACACAUUUUAGGAUCUUACCAAAACAUUCGGACAGCAAGGACAGCUAUAAGUAAUUUAAUUCUUGGUCGUGCACCAGCUCGUGUUUAUCGUAAUUUAAGAUCAAUGAGUGCUAGAGCUACAUUUUAGUUCAUUGUAUUUAUAAACUUAAUUAAAUCGCCUUCCAUUUUCUAAAAA
Molecule: messenger RNA, 742 nt
Organism: Tetranychus urticae (two-spotted spider mite)
Lineage: Eukaryota; Metazoa; Arthropoda; Arachnida; Trombidiformes; Tetranychidae
Product: RNA-binding protein pno1
Cellular component (GO): nucleus
Molecular function (GO): RNA binding
Source: RefSeq, a predicted model, not a curated record